Neogale vison (American mink) is the source of this 987-nucleotide messenger RNA. Its product is annotated as olfactory receptor 6M1-like. Gene Ontology annotation, cellular component: membrane. Lineage: Eukaryota; Metazoa; Chordata; Mammalia; Carnivora; Mustelidae. The coding region runs from base 1 to 987 and encodes 328 amino acids. Gene Ontology annotation, biological process: G protein-coupled receptor signaling pathway. The record is from RefSeq and is a predicted model, not a curated record. The transcript has a single exon. Gene Ontology annotation, molecular function: olfactory receptor activity; G protein-coupled receptor activity.
AUGGCUCUGAGAAACCAGAGUUCCUUGACUGAAUUCACUUUGGUCUCCUUUCCUGUCAUCCAAGAACUUCAAUUCACUUUGGUCUCCUUUCCUGUCAUCCAAGAACUUCAAAUCUUGUUGUUUGUCAUUCUCCUGCUGGUUUAUAUGCUCACCAUAACAGGAAACAUUGUCAUCAUUUCCCUAGUAUGGACUGAUAAUCGUCUCCAAACACCAAUGUAUUUCUUCCUUAGUAAUUUGUCAUUUUUGGACAUUUUGUUCACGACUACUAUUACCCCCAAGUUGCUAACUUGUCUCUUAGAAGAGAAAAAAACCAUAUCUUUUGCUGGCUGCAUCACUCAAAUUUAUUUCUACUUCUUUCUGGGGACAGUGGAGUUUAUCCUGCUGGCGGUGAUGUCCUUUGACCGCUAUGUGGCCAUCUGUAACCCCCUGCGCUAUACUAUCAUCAUGAACAGCAGGGUCUGCCUCCAGCUGGUUCUGGGCUGCUGGGUAGGAGCCUUCCUCUCAGUACUGUGCCCAACUAUUGUGGUGUCCAGAUUGCCAUACUGCACUGAGGAAAUUGGUCACUUCUUCUGUGACAUUGCCCCUCUGCUACAGGUGGCCUGCAUAGACACUCAUUUCAUUGAGAUGAUAAACUUUCUCUUAUCCUCCCUUGUCCUUCUGACCUCCCUGGUACUCACUAUUGUGUCCUACACCUACAUCAUCUCUACCAUCCUGCGCAUCCCCUCAGCCCAAGGCCGUCAGAAGGCCUUUUCCACCUGUGCUUCUCACAUCACAGUUGUGUCCAUUGCCUACGGGAGCAACGUCUUCAUGUACAUGAGGCCCAGCCAGAGCCACUCGCUGGAGUUUGACAAAGUGACUGCCGUCCUUACCACAGUGGUGACCCCUCUUCUGAACCCUUUCAUUUACAGCUUGAGGAAUGAAAAGGUAAAGGAGGUCUUGAGAGAGUCAAUUAGCAGGAUAGUUCUGCCACAUUCCAAGGGAACAUGA